CGUGGAAAACAGAAAUAUUGGAAAAUACGAUAAGCUGGGAUUAUUUAAGUUAGAAGGAUAUUCGAGACAAGCUGAGUAAUUUGCCUUGUAGUUCGUGAAAUUCGGUUUGCCAAUAAUUCUUGAGCCAGUUACGUUUGAAAAUCGACUAUUUAACUCGCCAUUUAAUUGUGUGACAGUGAAAUGUGCUUAAUGUACCAACGAUACAUAAUCUUCGUUGUAAAAGUCCAUCAUAAGGAAGAAAGCUUGUUCGAUAUUAAUAUUCUCAUCGGUUAUGAUCAUCAUAAUUCAACAGCGCGUAAAUUUUAUUAGUUUUAUUAUCCCGUGCAAAGUUCUAGAUUGAAUUGUGAAUAUCAAACUAACUCGAAUGAGCUUCUCGCAAUCUAAAUUUAACAAUUCCACUCAAUAUAAACUUAUCCAUUUCAUGUAAAUCCAAAUAUCCAACAUCUCGAAAAAGAAAUCUUAUUUUCAUAAGUUUGUUUAUUAUAAGUAGACACUAUAAAUGAUUAUGGAUUCCAAUAUUACUUGUAAUUUUCAUCCUCGUAUGAAUUAUACCUUACGAAGUUACGAAGACUCAAACAACCUCAGCUCGCUAUAGGACCAAGGGAAAGUGAAGAAACAACGUCGACCAUUUGCGUUACUAAAUUCGGUCGCGAUCUUCAUUUCUCGAAUAAGAGAUCGUUCGCAGCCUACGGUGCUUGGCUGCUUGUUCGACUUCUCGGUAAGCAGAAACGCAAGAAAAAUACAGAAACGAGCAGCAACCAUUUCUCCGCUAAAUGAGAUUUUGAUACAGCGAUCGGAUCGCUGCGGCUUGGCACUGUGGCGGUUCGAUAAGAGAGGUGGGAUUGGCUGCGAUGGUGUGAGGGUGGUAGGGGUUUGAUUUAUCGGAAAUUAAUAUGCUACGCUGUCGAGGCUGGUCGAAAACACCUUGCCACGUUCGUCGUUGGGAUGCAACGCGGCUGGGAAAGGGAAGAGCGCGGCACGAGAAUUUAAAAUAGAUUUGCUCGUGCCAGGAGCAUCCUCGUUGCUCUUUCCUUGGCUUAUCAGGCCUAAGAAGCUAUCUAACGAAGCAUAGAUCGGUUUGGCUGAAGCAUAUUAAUGUUACUGCAGCGUCGAGUCACUUGGAGAAGAACUAACACCGGACUCGAGGGACGGAAGGACUUCUGAACAGUGGAGAUAGAGUUUCGUGAGCUCUAAGAACCGUCGUGUCCCCGAACGAAUUCGGGAAAUGAAGCACAGCUCGCCCGAGGAGUGAUCUUGACUUAUGGUUUCGGACCAACCCUACGGGGAUGCUGAGUCACGACGAACAUUGUCUCUCGGUUGUCUCACGAUUCUGUCGCUUCGACUGUAGACAUAGAAUUGUCGUGGGGAAUUAGGGAAAUUGUUUUAUAGUAUAGAAUAAGAUUUUUCUAACGUAAGAAGUUGUCGUGGUUUAGUAACGACGAAGGUAAAUACUAUCGACGAGUUCUUUGAAAAAAGAAGUAUAAAUCUAUGUAAAUACAUAUACUUUUGUACUUUUGUGGUUGACAUAUAUUUUUGCUAAAUGUAUUAUAAGAUCUUAUAUUGAUAAAGCUUGUAAAACAAGUUCAAAAUUGCACGUACAAAUAAGAAAAGUAUCUAAACGAUUAAUAACGAGCCUAAAUAUUUUGUGAGACCAUCUUACUUACUAUAUGCUCGAGAAAACCGCUCAAACUGUGUAUUAAAUGUAUAUCUGGAAUAAAUGUCCCGUAACUUUUGUAUACAUCUCGAAAUUAGUUAAAAAUUUCACCGUUACUGUCUCGAUAGCUGUGUCACAUCGCAAUAUCAAUGAAAUUACAAAACAGUUUAUACGACAAACGCAAAAUAAUAUAUUCGUAGAAAUUUUCUGUGGUUAGGCAUAUCAUCUAUUUCAUAGUCGAAUAGUUAUGAAACGUUCGUUCGUUUUGUAAGGACGAAAAGAACAAGAUUCCUUGAAAACCAAAGACUUGAACUAGAACUUGCGAUGCGAUUAAUUCCAUUCUCCAUUUUGUCCUAUGAGCCCUUCACUCACGUUGGAUAAAGUUUAAUUGAAGGAUAGAAGAAGUAGUCUAAUGCAUAUACAGUGUUCGCAUUUAUCGUCUUGAGACUCAUUCGCGGUUGCAAAGCACGCUAAUGUAACGCGUGUUGCAAAGUUUUCAGAUUAACAUCACGUGUAUGACGUUUAUGGCGUCAAGUUGCAAAACAUGGUUUGCACUAUUAAUAUAAAUGUUUCUCACGAUGUAGAACAUAGUUAAACUUUGUUCAAACGAAUGAAGCAUGUAACAUGUAUCGAUUAAUCGGCAAUUUCAUUGUUGGUUUCAGGAGUUUCAUGGAAUAACCACGCAACGAUGAUCAAUAUGAAGUUUUUUCGCGUGUUUUUGGCACUCCUAGGAGGCACGCACGUCCUCUGCGCACAACCAUCCGCAUCUCCAACUGUGAAAAGCACCGGUGGAUCAAGCUUGGCGAGCGUGGUCGCCGGAAGUAAACCUUUGAACAAGCCAGAUUUCGACGACAUCGCCCCACGAAAUGUUACUGCCAUCGUUGGUCAAACAGCGGAAUUGAAUUGCUUCGUGAAGCAUCCUGGAGACAGAGUAGUGUCUUGGAUACGUAAAAGAGAUUUACACAUACUCACGUCGUCCAUCUAUGCGUACACGGGGGACGAAAGAUUCUCCGUGAAGCAUCCCGAAGCAUCUGACGAAUGGACGUUGAAGAUCGAUUACGUUCAGCAACGUGACGCUGGGGUUUACGAAUGCCAGGUUAACACCGAGCCCAAAUUGAAUUUAGCCUUCGUGUUGAGAGUCGAAGAAAGUGCCCCUGUCCCCGCCACCACCACACCGAACGCCAUUCAUCGGACGUUCAACUCAGCCGCUCAGGCGAAAAUCCUGGGUCCGGAAGAAGUCUACGUGAAGAAGGGUAGCACGAUAAGCCUCACGUGCACCGUUAAUGUGCAAAGUACACCGCCCAGCAGCGUUUCGUGGCAUCACGGAGGAGCUGUGGUGGAUUUCGACAGUCCCAGCGUUCACCGCAGGGGCGGGGUUUCCUUGGAGACCGAGAAGACGGAAAGCGGCACGACGAGCAGACUUCUGGUGACACAAGCCAGAUUGACCGACAGCGGAAAUUACACCUGCAUUCCCAGCAACGCGAAUCCAGCCAGCGUAAUGGUCCACGUGCUGAAUGGCGAACAUCCUGCGGCGAUGCAACACGGCGGAAGUUGCGGCGUCACGCCGACCAUUUUAUUAGCGACCUUUACCCUGGUGAUAUCGAAUCUGCUAAGGUGAGCAGUAUCGUUGUGAAUCGUGCGACUUCCAAGCCACACGGUCUGAUCGAGCUCGUUUCGUGUACCGAGACAAACAUGUAUCACCGAGACCAGGAAUCGUUGAAAAGGUAAAACGUGAACGAAGAAAACCGCGUUCUCCUUUAGGAAGCAUACGGAGGUCAUUGUGUACGAAAGAAAGAACGCGAGAUUUCGUUUUAAAUAGCAACGUGACUGGCGUUGUUAACGCGUGAGAUCAUCGGAGAUUUUCCAACGAAAAAAACAAAAGAAAGGACCUAGGCGUGGACAAAGUGCAGUGGAUCUGGCCAUGUGUGAUAAACACAGUGACACGGAAGUGGAGCUCGACUUUGCACACGUACGUUUUUACCGUAAAUUUAUUCCACAUAAACUAUUCCUAUGUCUAUUUCUCUAGCAAUUUUCCGUCGACGUUGACCCAUUCACGCGUGGUCCACGUCGCCGCGUGAUUCCUUCGCAAGUAUCGUGUGUGAGAAAAGAAAAAAGAAGACAAUCGUUCGCUUUGUGGUCUCUGUGAAUCUGAACCGACACAACGACGGUACUCAAAGAAUCUCGUGAGAAUUGCGAGGCUGCAAAACCGAUGCGAUCGAUGAACGAGUGUGUCCAGCGUACUUACUUAGCCAUCUCGUUGACUCUAAACGAUUGAUACAGAUUCGUCAUAUAGACUGUUCGAACAGUCGAAAACAAGCGAAAUCAAUGAUUUACAAUCCAACGUUGGAUGGUCGAUUAAUUACCAUUAAAUCGUGUAGGUGGCGUGAGUCUCUCUGUAUAUAAAAGAAGGUCGUUCAAUAAAUAGGAUUCGUCGCGACUUCGUUUGUACAGUACAACGUGAUGAUCGAGAAUUUCGAAGAAACAUCGUCGGACCUGGGCAACGUUUGUACAUAAAGCAACCACAUAUUUCGAUUUUCUCUGGAACGUUUAACGUAUAUGGAACUUCUAUCGUCGAUCGUGGGAUUAGAUCGUUCAGAGUUUGCCCAGGUCUGAUUCGUCCAUCCAAUGGACCCAUCGAAAUCACUGUAAUUUAAUCAAAACCGACGUUCGAUUCUUGAUCGACGAAGUGUGUUUUCCAUCGACGCGUAAAACGUCAUCGCUCUUUUUAGCAAUGAAUAAAUACAUUAAUCACGCUCGAUAUGUUUCUGUUUGUUCGUGAAACUUCGGUAAACGAGGAGUAAGCGCGUUGAUUCGUUGUUGCUCACGAUAUCUGCUCGCUUUCUGUUUCUUAGGGAACGCGAUUAUUUCGUUGGCACCUUUUUUUUCUCGAAGAAACGUUUCUUUUUCUUCAUCGUUUUUCACUUGCAAUUCGUCGCGGUCGAUCGGUCGCUGGUUUAUCGCUUAACGUCUAAUCAAAAAGAAGAUGCAAUCACAACUCUCCCUGAGAAUUACAUUGUAAGAAUUACGAAUUCUACGAACGUGACUUAAAUAUAGGACUCGUGUAUAGAUAGACAUACGAAGGAUAACGUAUGUGUACGAUUUAAGAGUAUCGCUAAUAGAUAUUCGUUACGCGAAAGAGAAGCAUUCUGUUAAGACUUCGAAAAGAAAAGAAGCACACCCGUGUAAAAAUUUGCUAUCAAAUAAGCAUCGAAUUCGAAGAUGAAACAAAUACGAACUUCAUCGAGACGAUGGUAAGAGAUAAAUUUUCAUUCUUUCGUAAUAGUCUGACGAUUCAAGUUUUUCUACUCCUUUUUGUUCGUUCAUCGUGUGUCGAUUCGUCAGCCUCUCUUUAGAAUAUUCGUGGCGAUGAUAACACGAGGUCUAAAGACACGACGAUAGUAACUUUAAUUAGUAGAUUUACUACGGAUAAAGUAAUGUAACGAGUAAAGGAAAAACGAUAUCAUAAACGGCAUAGCGAAUUAAGAUGCGACUUAACCAUAGGUCUAAAAUAGAUUUUUUAUAAUGUUGGAGCACGUGGACGAGAAACUGGGACGUACGGUGUAGAACAGACUGCUAGAACGCAUUCACGGUGUUACGUUGCACGGAUUUUACAAUAUGAAACAGAAGGUUCGCGAUAUAAUAUAUUAUUCCUUCUUGUAUAGUUUAUACGGUAAUUUAUGUCGUUGUGAGAGGACAAUAUUUUGCAGUUGACGCGUGAGGAUAGCGUUAAAGUAAACAGUUAAAUGCGGUUACUUAAAAAGAAAGAUAAAAAGAAGAAAAAAGGAACAAUUUAACGAGACGCGAGAAAUAGAACGAUCGGUCAGACGCCAGGUUUUUGAAUGUUGUUCCGCGUGUGAUAUUAUUAUUCAGAGGGAAAUAGUGUUAUCGGGAUGGACGUUAAUCGAUUUAAAUAAUGUUGGAUCAGGAAAGAGUCGUUAUCGAUAAAAAAAAAAGUGAAUUUCCUUCGAUUUUUCAAUACUUUGUUCCGGACCAUCUUCGAGUCUCGUUCCUUUGGAAUGGUGUUCGGUUGUAAUGAUCUAGGUUCGAUGUUACAUAGAGAUUGUCAACACUCCACGUGGCAUCGAUAACGGUCUCACGCGUGAGAUAAAGCGAAGAAAAUAAAGAUGAAACGAUAAGUGUAGCUCGCUCGAAGCGCGCGUUAAUCGCUGAUAAUCAAAGAAAGAAACAGAAAAAUAUCGAGAAGAACGUUACACGUUAAUUGUGUCACUAGAUAAUCGAUAUCCGCGACUCGCAUAAUUACGAAAUGUUGCACAAUUUAUAGUUAAGCCUAGAUCGCAUUGUACAUACUAACAAGAAAAAAAAAAAAGAAAGAAAACAGAAAAAAAAUUCAUAAUCGAUAAUGUACCAUGUUAUAGAGGAACGUCAGCAUAAAUCAAAGUGGCAGAGGUAAAGUGCGGCAAACGAGUACAGACUAUUAUACUGUAAAGAUAUUCAUCGACGUGAAUACUGUUUCAAUAAAUGUAAUGAUGAUAUAAAA
Molecule: messenger RNA, 6152 nt
Organism: Bombus pyrosoma
Lineage: Eukaryota; Metazoa; Arthropoda; Insecta; Hymenoptera; Apidae
Product: basement membrane-specific heparan sulfate proteoglycan core protein-like
Exons: 7
Coding region: 2343-3272 (309 amino acids)
Biological process (GO): synapse organization
Cellular component (GO): neuron projection membrane
Source: RefSeq, a predicted model, not a curated record